Molecule: messenger RNA, 1262 nt
Organism: Paramecium pentaurelia
Lineage: Eukaryota; Ciliophora; Oligohymenophorea; Peniculida; Parameciidae
Source: the annotation of a GenBank genome assembly
CAAUGAUUCGAGCGGUAAUUUUGUUAGGUGGUCCUAGUAGAAAAGCAAGUUAUGGAACAUAUGAAUAAGCUUCUCCUUUAUUUCCAGUUAGUGGGGUUGAAAUAAUUGGUCAUCUCAUAAAUGCAAUCCAGAAAUUACCCAAUUUGAAAGAUUUUGUUCUUAUGGGUUAUUAUGAUAAGAAGUGUUUCUAAUACUUUUAAGAAAAGUACUAAAAAUUACAUGGCAAAAAUAUACGUUAUAUAUAAGAAUAGAGUGAAAUGGGAACAGCAGGUGGAUUAGCAUAAAAUUUAGAAGAAUUAUAUGAAGAAGUUGAAGGUAUUGUAUAUAAAAUAAUACGAAGAUCUUUUGGUUGUACAUUCAGAUAUUUGUUGUGAUUUGUAAGCCUAGAAAUUCUAUGAGUACCAUAAGAAGUAAAUUAUAUUAAAUAGCAUUAAUAGUAAAUCUGGUAUUUGUAGUAUAAUGACAGUUCGAGUAUCAAAAGAUGAAUCAACUCGUUAUGGGUGUUUAAUUAAGGAUAGUAAUACAGAUUAAUUAAUUCAUCAUGCUGAAAAACCAGAAUAAUAUAUUUCGAAUUUAGUUAAUUGUGGAGUAUACUUCUUUAAUUAAUCAUUCAAAACAACAAUCUUGAAUGUAAAAGCAAAAAAAGAAGCUAAUUUAAGUGAAGAACUAUAACAUCAACCAUAUGUUAAGUAUAUAAAAAGAAGUACAGAUUUGGAUAAGGCUUAUUUAUCAUUAGAGACUGAUGUAUUAAAAUAAGCAGAGAGAGAUAAAAUUUUUGUAUAUGAACACAAAGGAUUCUGGUAAUCAAUAAAAUCAACAAGUGAUAUACUAAAUGCAAAUAGACUUCUACUCUAAUAUUAUGGAUAAAAUCCUUUUUAAUUUAAUAGUUCUGAUUUUGAAAUAAAAUGUGAUGGAGUAUUGAUUCAUAAGACUGCUAAAAUUCAUCCAUCUGCAAGGAUAGGUAGUAAUGUAGUUAUAGGAGCUGGAUGUGAAAUUGGAGAGGGAGUUCGUAUAAAGAAUUCUAUUCUAUUAGAUGGUGUUGAAGUCAAAGUAAUUAUUAUUCUAGAUUAUAGAAUUUCUCAUUUAUUUAAAAUUCAAUAAUCUGCUAUAAUUCAAUUGUAGGUUAUUGGUGUAGAAUUGAAGGAGAUGUUUAAUUCUUAGGGCCAUGGGUAAUAGUAGACAAUGAAUUAUAUUUAAGGAAUGUUGUAUGUCUUCAAAAUUGCAGAGUUUCUUAAAGUUAAGAUGGAGGUUGUUUGAUGUGA